UGGUGUAUUUGAUUAGAUCUGAGAUGGAGAUGCAGAAGGAGGAGGAGGAGGAGGAGGAGGAGGAGGAGGAGAUGGAGAUGGAGAUGGACUGGGGAAAGCAUACCUUGAUUUCUAAUUCUAUGGAAGCUGCAAUAUACAGGGCAGCUAUAGCUGGAGACAUCGAUGGCCUGACAACAGCACUACAACAAGACCCCGAACUCAAUCUUCUCAACCAACUCACCCCGCGAGACGACACGAUUCUUCAUAUCGCCGCAAGACUAGGCCAUCACCAUCUAGCGGAACAUAUCCAAAGUUGCUGCCCAGACCUUUUCAAGAGCAAAAACUACAACAAUGAUCAUCCUCUACAUCUUGCUGCUGCUGGUGGUCAUCUAUCUAUAGUCCAGUCUUUGAGCACUAUUGCUGGUGGUCAUCUAUCUGGGCGAGAAACUGAAGCAGAGCAGGAGGUUUUAAAUGUCAUAAACGGGCAAAAUAAACAAGGGAAUACUCCAUUGCAUAUGGCCGUAAAGGCUCAUCAAUACGGGGUGGCUGAGUUGUUGUUUAAGCGGGCUGGAAGUGCAUUAAUUUCAUGUUCUCUGAAUCUGGAAAAAAAGUCACCCUUGUAUAUGGCCGCCGAAGCAGGGCAUGAGGAGCUCUUUGAGCUUAUGAUGAAAUUCGUUGCUUCGAAUGUUGACGCUCAAAAUAUGCUCAAGGAUGGCCAACCACUCCUGCACGUUGCUAUUACAAGAAGGAACAAGGCUGUUCUUCUGAUAGCAUUGAACUAUGUGCCAUCUCUUAUGGAUGCACAUGACAGAAGAGGGAGGAGACCUCUUUCGUAUGCAGCAUCCAGAGGUUAUGUUGAUGGGGUUUGCAUCAUCCUGAAUACCAUUAUCGGUUGCACAUACAAAAGAGACGGUAAUGGGUCUUAUCCCAUUCAUGAGGCAACAUUGUUAGUUAUAUUGAAGUUGUUAAGGAGUUUCUACAACGUUUUCCAGAUUCAAAAGAGUUGCUAAAUAGACAAGGACAAAAUAUUCUUCACGUUGCUGCUAAGAGUGGGAAAGCCAACAUUGUUAGUUAUAUACUUAAAGCCCCUGAGCUUGAGAUGCUUAUCAAUGACGCAGACCAAGAUGGAAACACCCCAUUGCUUUUGGCCACAAAGAAAGCUCAUGUUGAGAUAGUGAGCAUUUUGACAUGGGACAAGAGAGUCAGAUUAGAGAUAAAGAAUGGCGAAGGCUUUACCGCUUUAGAUGCUGCUCUCAAUUACCGGGGGACCACUCGCUCAAUUCGCGAGGUAUUAUUAUUACUAUUACUCCAUCUGUCUUAAAAUAAUAGUACAUUUUGAGAAUUUAAAUUAUUUUAAUAGUACAAUUAUUACAAUUUAAAAAUAUUAAUUUUUCAAAAU
Molecule: messenger RNA, 1378 nt
Organism: Camellia sinensis
Lineage: Eukaryota; Viridiplantae; Streptophyta; Magnoliopsida; Ericales; Theaceae
Source: RefSeq, a predicted model, not a curated record